AGCCUCCCUCCGCUGCAGCCGACCCCGCAGGACAACUUUGUGCUCAACGGCCUCGCGGGCCAGCCGGCCCAGACGCGCUCGUAUGACUUUGUUAUCUCCCAGGUCCAAGGCGCGCCUGACGGCGUGAGCAAACCCAUGCUCGUCGUGAACGGCAUGUAUCCCGGUCCCACUAUCGAGGCUAACCAGGGCGAUCGCAUCGUCGUGAACGUCACGAAUACGCUUGAAAAUCGCACCUCGAUUCAUUGGCAUGGUCUCUUUCAAAACCAGACGAACUAUUACGACGGUACAGCAGGUAUCACCGAGUGCGGUAUCCCGCCGGGUCAGAACUUGGUCUACAACUUCACCCUCGGCGAGUUUUCGGGGACGACCUGGUGGCAGUAUUACACGGACGGCGUCACCGGUGCGCUGAUCGUCCACCCGUCCUCGCCUCCACCCGAGGCAUUCCCAACGUGGGACGACGAGCUCGUCGUGCAGCUCGCAGAUCUGUACCACACGUUCAGCACCGUGCUCCUCGCGAGCUACCUCUCUCCGUGGGGAAUCGACGGCGUUGCAGGAGCCGCCGGCACUGAAGGAGACGAGCCUGUUCCGGACGCCGGUACUAUCAACGGCCUUGGCCAAUGGGGCGGCAACGGCUCUUACUUCAACUUCACGCUCGAGCCAAACAAGACGUACCGCGUGCGGCUCGUGCACACGGGCUCGUUCGGGAGCAUCCGCUUCAGCGUCGACUACCACGCGCUGAGCGUCAUCGAGGCCGACGGCACGCUCGUCGCGCCCUACAACGUCACGGGCCUCACGCUCGCCGUCGCCCAGCGCUACAGCGUGCUCCUCCGCACCGGCAACGCCACCGGCGGCCCCUUCUGGAUGCGCGCCGAGCUCCAGAGCGACAUGUUCACGUACGUCGAGCCCGGGCAGAACCUGGACAUCCGCGGUGUCCUCCGAUACGGCCCCGCCGCGAACGGCACCGCGCUGCCCGUCGAGACGGACGACCCGGGCGUGCCGAGCGACGCGGCGCUCCAGGACCUGGACACGGCGCAGCUCGCGCCCGCGGUCGCCGCCGCCGCACCGGCGAGCACGCGCCAGUACCCGAUCACGUUCGCGCUCGAGCUCGCGGACUCGCAGCUGUUCCUCGGCUUCAUGAACGGCACGAGCUGGACGCCGCUCGAGGGCACGACGACGCUCCUGCAGGCGCGCGCGGCGUCCCAGGCUGGUGGCGUGUAUGGCGUCGAGGGCGGGAGUCUACAGGCGGGUCAGCAGUUCAUGGUCACGGAGGACUCGGUGCAGGUCGUGGAUCUGCUGAUCAGCAACCUCGACGACGGGGACCACCCGUUCCACCUGCACGGACACCGGCCAUGGCUCAUGGGCACCGGCGUCGGGCGGUACGUCGGCCAGGCGCUGAACGCGACGAACCCCCUCCGG
Phanerochaete carnosa HHB-10118-sp is the source of this 1416-nucleotide messenger RNA. RefSeq lists its product as uncharacterized. Gene Ontology annotation, molecular function: oxidoreductase activity; copper ion binding. The transcript has 11 exons. Lineage: Eukaryota; Fungi; Basidiomycota; Agaricomycetes; Polyporales; Phanerochaetaceae. The record is from RefSeq and is a predicted model, not a curated record. The annotation marks the transcript as partial.